UCAAGGGAUGGUCAAAGAACCAAAAAAAAAAGAGGGGGGAGUAGAGCGGUGGAGAGCAUCAUUCUAUAGUGGACCACCACCUUCUGACUUCAUUCUGGAAGUCUGAGACAAGCAGAGAAGGUGGGCUGUUUCGUGGAGGUGCUUAGAACAAGGCUGCUGUUGCAGAAAUCAACAACAGCAACAACUUCUCAAACGUCUGGCGUAAAUACCAAUUUUCACACAAAGGGGAUAGGGGUUUGGUGCGAUUGAAAGAUACAUUGCUUCUGCUCCUAUCUGGGAGCCAUGAACGUGAGUAGAGACAAGAUUCAGGUGGGUGACUUCUCCUCCCCAGCGCCAGUGGUGGUCGUAGCCGCGUCAGAAGCGGCGCCCUUCAACAUUCACUCCGAAAGCAUGGACAGUCACGAUGAACAGAGGCUUUCUGGCAACGAGCUGUCGGUUUUCUCAUGCUCUGCCAACAGAGACAUACAGCAAGGGGACAAUCAAUGCAACUCGCCGGGACAAGAGGUGGCCGUGGUUGUACCACCAACCGUUCACAGGACCACCUCAUUUUCAGUACUAGACAUUUUGGACCCAAACAAAUUUACCAGUAAAAAGCGCCACGGUUCGAGUAUUCUGUACAGAGACAGCAACGAUUUCCCAUUGGGAGCCGAGAACAGAGGUGCCGAAGACUCAACUCUAGAAAUUGCAGAUCAAAAAGCUCUCGCUGAAGAUUAUGACACGUGCAAAAAGUCAACAAAUUUAAUCAAAGACGGAGUUUUGUAUAAAUCCGACGAAUGUGAAAAAGAUUUCAGCAGAAGUACCCACACCCCAGAAAGCGACAUGCAGGACGAGGAGCUGUGUAGCGAGGAGAGCAGCAGUGGCCUUCCGGGCUCAGGGGACGGGGAUCUAGGCCACCAAGAAGAGGGCGACUCGGUGACUCGAAGUUCGACCCCGGGGAGUCAGCAGCAACAAGGACAACCCGAUCAGAGCCAGGCCAAACCCAAGAGGAAACGCAGUGGUUCGGAUUCCAAGUCAGGAAAACCCCGACGGGCCCGGACAGCAUUCACCUACGAACAGCUAGUAGCUCUGGAGAAUAAAUUCAAGUCCACCCGCUAUCUGUCCGUCUGCGAGAGGCUGAAUCUGGCUCUUUCACUCAGUCUGACAGAGACACAGGUGAAAAUCUGGUUCCAGAACCGCCGGACCAAGUGGAAGAAGCAAAACCCUGGCGCAGACACCAGCGCCCCGACAGGGGGCGGCGGCGGCGGAGGAGGACCAGGGAGCGGGCUUAGCGGUGGUUUGAGCCAACUGAGCCCUUCUCCUCCAAUGGGAGGCCAGCUGUCGAUGCACACCGGUUACCCGGGUCACGGACCAGGCGGGCUGGUCUGCACUGCCCAAUUACCUUUCCUGUCAAGCCACGCAGUCUUGUCCCCUUUUGUUUUGGGAUCACAAGCCUAUGGGGCGCCGGCGUUUUAUACUUCGCACUUGUAAUGGAAGAGAAACAAACUUAUCCCUAAACUAUACGAGUGCAAUAAAUGUUUGUUAUAACAUAAUUACAAAAAAAGAUUCAUAAACUGGACUUAAAGGUUGAUUUGUCACUUUUUAAAACUUUAAAGAUUAUUACAAUGAAUACAUUAAAUGCUACAUGGAGGCAAGUAACGUAUUUGAUGCUUUCUCCCACAUGGAAGCCUUUCUCUUUUUAAGUUCCCUCUAGGCAUAUGUUUUUAAAAACUAUAUUUACAAUUUAUACAAAAACGACCAGUUCCAAUACUGUGGAAUGUCAGUACUUGUAUGAUUUUCGCCCUGCCACAAAUGACAUUAAAUUGAAUUAUUUUCUGUUAAUUGCAUUGUGAAAUAUAUUUACAAUUUGGAUGGUGACGAGUCUGUAAUAAGUGUAUUUUUUAAUAUAUUUAAAUGACGAUCAUGGUUUUAAAAAAAGUAUCACCAAAAACUGAUAAUAAACAGUAUCAAUAAAUAAAAUGCAUAAACAUUUCAUUCGGAAACUAUGUUUUAUAACAUCAAACAUCUGGAAUGGCUUGUGAUAUUAUUGUAUAUAAAAGUAGAUCAUUGUAAAUCAUUGUAAAACUCCUCCAGUUUAUUUUCAUUGUAACGGUUUUGUCUGAAGACUGUAAAAAAUGUUUUUUUUUUUUAAAUAUAUACCCAUUUAAUCUCAGGGUAACUAGAUUAAACAUUGACUAUUCGAUACAUCAAUUUCAAAAAGUGUUUUUCUUUUUUUCUUCUUUUUUUUCAGAGCAAAUAGGAUUACUGAGUCUUUAGAAACUUAUUUUAAAUUGGUAAAUUCAGGUGGUAAAAUAAUACCAACCUAAAGUAAUUUCUAGUUAUAUUUCUAGUUAUUGUAAUAAUUCUAGUUAUUGUUAUAUCAUAAGACAAAUAUCAUUUGAUUGUAAAUUGCCUGGAACGUUGUUAUUUUCACGUGGAUAUCUGACGAGCACUUUGCUAUAUACAGCCCAUUUAAGUGUGUGUGUGUGUGUGUGUGUGUGUGUGUGUGUGUGUGUGUGUGUGUGUGUGUGUGUGUGUGUUGAAUUACUGUUUAUUCUAAUUGUCUGAUCAAUUUACUUUAGCUGCACACAAAAAAAUAUUUCUAAAAUAAACAUUGCAAUGUAAAGUGGUAUCUGAUUCCAAAACGAUCGGUAAUUAUAUGGAAAAUGUGAUUACAAUGUGUUUUAUUCAUUAUUUAACAUUUAUGAUUAAUUCUUAAACAUUUGGUUUGCAGUGCAAGUGACCUCCAUUGACAAAGCUGUUUUUUUGUUCUUGAUAUUUAUGUUAUUGUAGCGACCGCAGCAUUAUUAUAGCUACAACACUCAAAUAGAAAACCAAUGAACUUAUCCACUUGUACUGUAAUCUUCGCCAUACAAG
This is a messenger RNA of Acipenser ruthenus (sterlet), 2853 nucleotides long. RefSeq names its product NK1 transcription factor-related protein 1-like. Gene Ontology annotation, cellular component: nucleus. The record is from RefSeq and is a predicted model, not a curated record. Lineage: Eukaryota; Metazoa; Chordata; Actinopteri; Acipenseriformes; Acipenseridae. The transcript is spliced from 2 exons. The coding region runs from base 283 to 1467 and encodes 394 amino acids. Gene Ontology annotation, biological process: regulation of transcription by RNA polymerase II; cell differentiation. Gene Ontology annotation, molecular function: RNA polymerase II cis-regulatory region sequence-specific DNA binding; DNA-binding transcription factor activity, RNA polymerase II-specific.